Molecule: messenger RNA, 638 nt
Organism: Dama dama (fallow deer)
Lineage: Eukaryota; Metazoa; Chordata; Mammalia; Artiodactyla; Cervidae
Exons: 1
Coding region: 12-392 (126 amino acids)
Source: RefSeq, a predicted model, not a curated record
GCGGCGCAGCUAUGGGUGCCCCGGGUGGAAAGAUCAACCGGCCGCGAACGGAGCUGAAGAAGAAGCUGUUCAAGCGACGACGUGUGUUGAACCGGGAGCGGCGACUGAAGCAUCGGGUGGUCGGAGCUGUGAUAGACGAAGGACUGAUUACGCGGCACCACCUCAAGAAGCGGGCGUCCAGUGCACGUGCCAACAUUACUCUGUCUGGGAAGAAGCGCAGAAAACUCCUCCAGCAGAUCCGACUUGCCCAGAAAGAGAAAGCAGCCAUGGAAGUGGAAGCCCCUCCCAAGCCAACCAGGACUAGUGACCUGCAGCCCAAAUCAAAAAAGAAGGCAACCCCCCCCCCGCCCCCCCAAGAUGUAGAUAUGGAGGACCUUGAAGAUAAGAGCUAAUUCUGAAUCUCACACCCUUUCCACCAGAAGAUUCUCAAGCUGGAGCCAAGAGGACUCGAUGGUUAUUUCAGAUGAUUUUGGAGAGAGCAUUGCUCCUUUUCAUUCUCCCUAUAUUCCUCUUUCCUAAUGGCCUACUGACCUGCCCUGGAGGGAUGUAUUGAGAAAAAGAGAGUAGAAAAGAAAAAUUGCAGAGGUGGUCCUAAGCAGUCAACUGCAUUUGUAAUAAAGCCCCCUCGUUCCCACUGA